This is a messenger RNA of Ooceraea biroi (clonal raider ant), 1014 nucleotides long. RefSeq lists its product as uncharacterized. The record is from RefSeq and is a predicted model, not a curated record. Lineage: Eukaryota; Metazoa; Arthropoda; Insecta; Hymenoptera; Formicidae.
AUGGCCUCCGCGGGGCACCACCUCCAGCCCACGUCAUGGUGGGGAACGUCCCUGUCCCAGUGGGCCCACGUUAAAAUACCUGGGCCUCACACUGGACGGCCGCUGGUCGUUCGAGGAUCACUUUGUAGGAUUGGCCCCCCGGUUGGAGCGACUGGCCAUGUCGGUCAGCCGCAUUAUGCCCAACCUGGGGGGCCCGCACGCGAAGGCUCGCCGCCUGUACGCGGGGGCGGUCCGAUCGGUGGCCCUGUAUGGGGCACCCGUGUGGGCGGGCGAUGUGGCGGCCACCAGCCGGGCGGACAAAUCCGUCCGGCACUUCGAGAGAAGGGUGGCCGCGCGCGUAGCCCGCACAUAUCGGACCGUUUCCCACAGGGCGGCGACGGCCUUGGCCGGCACCCCCCCAUCGCCCUGCUGGCGCCCGCGUACGCCGACGCGUACGAGCGGGCGCGGCGGGCGAGGGAUCAGGGGGUCAAACUAACGGCCAAGGCCAAGGUGAUCCUCGGGCGACAAGCCCGGCAAAGGGCGCUGCUCGAAUGGCAGCGCCACCUCGCGGACCCGACCGUCACGUCGGGCCGGAGGUUUGCCGAGGCCGUCCACCCCUGUCUGGCGGAGUGGCUGGACAGGGGAUGGGGCGGGGUGACGUUCCGAAUGGCUCAGGUGCUCUCCGGACAUGGUUGUUUCGGGGAGUACCUGAGCCGUAUAGGGCGCGAGCGUGGACCGCGCUGCCAUCACUGCGGCGCGGACCGGGACACGGCGCAGCACACCUUGGAGGAGUGCCCCUCGUGGGCGGGUGAGCGCCGUGUCCUGGUCAACAGGAUCGGUGGGGACCUCUCCCUCCCGUCGGUCGUACGCGCGAUCGUCGGGAGCGAGAGGUCCUGGUGUGCGUUCGCCUCCUUCUGCGAGGAAGUCAUCUCGCGGAAGGAGGCGGCCGAGCGGGUCCGCGAGGUCGAAGACCCCGACCGGCAGCCAAGAGGCGGGGGGAGAGGACGGGGGGCUGGGCGCGCCAGGCCCGGAUGA